Messenger RNA from Racocetra fulgida, 609 nucleotides. The record is from the annotation of a GenBank genome assembly. NCBI's taxonomy places the organism in Eukaryota, Fungi, Glomeromycota, Glomeromycetes, Diversisporales, Gigasporaceae.
GAAUCAGUUCUCGUGAUAUGGCAAAUUGAAACAGGUCAUACGCAAUUUCUUCCUCGCCUUGGAUAUGAGAUUCAAUCCAUCACAAUAAGUCCUGAUCAGGCCUUAUACGCAAUCAAUUUAUUGGAUAAUUCUAUAAAAAUAUUAUCUGCGGUGAAUUUGGAAAUAAAACAGGCCAUCCAAGGAUUAAAACAUGUCCUUAAUGGUCUUCCAGGAACUAUACAAUUCUAUAACCCUUAUGCGGAUCGGCAUGUAAUGGAACAUGAAGUAUCUCGGCGGACGAUGAUAUCAAAAGCGUUCGAAAAAGAUAUUGUUUAUCCUAAUGUCGAUUCUCGAGAAGAUGGUGAAACCACUCCAGAGUUAUAUUUAAAGUUUUGGCAGUUCGAUCCCAAUUCACAGACAUACGUUCUUAACACGCGUGUCGAUAAUCCUCAUUCUAAAGCAGUUGUAUCGUUAAAUUUUCAUCCUGGCACAAAUGAUACCUCCAUAAGCUUUGUUACUACAGGUUUAGAUAAUAAAUUCAAGGUGUGGGGGGUCAAUUCUGAGUCACAUAUGUCGCAGGUGCCUAAGGGUAUGUAUAAUUCAUUGCUUCAUUUCAUUAGAUACACAUAA